UUGCAUUUCUUCAGGUAUUUUUACAGGAUGGAACUUGCAUAUGGUAUGGAGAAUGUGGGACAGAUCCUGCCACACACAAGCGGUAUAAUUGUAAAUAUAAUGGACCACCAAAAGCACUACCAAAAGCAGGAUAUGAAUUAAUUGAUGAAUUGUGCCCCAGUUUUCACUAUGGGAAUCUUAGUCUUUGCUGUGAUGUCCAACAACUACAAACACUUAAGGAUAAUAUGCAGCUACCACUGCAGUUCCUGUCCAGGUGUCCAUCCUGUUUCCACAAUUUUAUGACCUUUUAUUGUGAACUGACCUGCAGUCCCACUCAGAGCCUGUUUCUGAAUGCCACCAAAUUUGAGAAAUAUGUUCAAGACAAAAUCAGCAUCACAGAAAUAGAAUAUUACGUUGGAUCACACUUUGCAAAUGCCAUGUACAAUGCCUGUAAGGAUGUUCAGUCACCAUCCAGUAAUGACAAAGCUCUGGGGUUGCUUUGUGGAAAAGAUGUAAAAGAGUGCAAUGCAACCAACUGGAUUCAAUAUAUGUGUAGCACAAGUAAUGCACAGACUCCUUUCAACAUUAUUCCCAUUUUCAGUGAUAAUCCAAUUGGAAGAAUGAUCCCAAUGAAUAACGAAACAAAAGGCUGCAAUGAGACACUGGAUGAUGGUUCACCAGCAUGCAGUUGCCAAGAUUGUUCACUGGUUUGUGGCCCAAAACCAGCACCCCCACCACCACUUAUCCCAUGGACCAUUUUUGGUUUAGAUGCUAUGGCUGUUAUAAUGUGGAUCUCCUAUCUGAUCUUCCUGGCUAUCUUUGGGGGAGCAGUUAUUAGCAUGUCUUAUUGCAGGAAAAUGCACAUGGUGACUGAAUAUACACCAAUCAGUGAUCCUCGUGCAAAUCAUGUGGUUAACAGGCAUCAUGAUUUAGAUAAUAUCUCUUGCUGUGAACAACUUGGUGCAAAAUCUGAAGCUCUCCUGCGUGACCUAUUCACAAAAUGGGGGUCCUUUUGUGUGAGAAAACCUCUUCUAGUUAUUAUGGUGACCAUUAUUGCUGUGGGAGUCUGUAGCUCUGGUUUAGUAUACAUGAAAAUAACUACUGAUCCAGUUGAAAUCUGGUCUGCCCCAUCCAGCCAAGCUCGCAAGGAAAAGUAUUAUUUUGACACCCACUUUGGACCUUUUUUCCGCACAGAGCAGCUAAUUGUUACAGCUCCAAAUAGUUCAUGGACCACUUAUUCUCCUUAUCCCUCUGGGUCAGAUGUGCCAUUUGGCCCUCCACUGGACAAAGACAUCCUACAUCAGGUACUUGAUUUACAGGAUGCUAUUCAAGAUUUGGAAGCUUAUUACAAAAAUGAAACUGUGAAGCUGAAGGACAUCUGCUUGGCACCAUUGGCUCCAUAUAACAAUAACUGUACCAUCCUGAGUGUCUUGAACUAUUACCAAAACAGUCAUGCUGUCCUCGAUCAUUCUGUUGGUGAUGACUUUUUUGUAUAUGCUGACUACCAUAGUCACUUCCUGUAUUGCACUAGGGCACCAGCUUCCCUGAAUGAUACAACUAUGCUUCACGAUCCCUGUUUGGGCACAUUUGGUGGACCUGUUUUUCCAUGGCUGGUUCUAGGUGGAUAUAAUGGUGAUGACUAUAACAAUGCCACAGCACUAGUAAUCACUUUCCCUGUAAAUAACUAUCACAAUGACACUGAGAAACUGAACAAAGCUUUAGCUUGGGAGAAGGCACUUAUUGAUUUUCUGAAAGCUUACAAUGAGUCUAACUUGACAAUUGCAUUCUCAACUGAACGGAGCAUUGAAGAUGAGAUUAAUCGUGAGAGUGACAGUGAUAUCAACACCAUUAUCAUUAGCUAUGCAGUCAUGUUCUUGUACAUCUCCAUUGCUCUGGGACACAUCAGGAGCUGCUGGACUUUCAUGGUGGACUCCAAGAUUUCACUGGGAAUUGCUGGUAUUGUGAUUGUCCUAAGCUCCGUGGCCUGUUCUCUUGGUAUUUUCAGUUAUGCUGGUGUUCCCCUCACGCUGAUCGUGAUUGAAGUCAUUCCCUUUUUGGUGUUGGCAGUUGGUGUAGACAACAUCUUUAUCAUCGUUCAGACAUUUCGGAGAGACACACGUUUACAGAAUGAGUCCAUUGACCAACAGAUUGGUAGAGUUUUGGGAGAAGUUGCACCAAGUAUAUUCCUCUCCUCCUUCUCUGAGACAGUGGCCUUCUUUCUGGGUUCAUUAUCAACAAUGCCAGCAGUCCGCACCUUCUCCCUUUUUGCAGGAAUGGCUGUACUUAUAGACUUUAUACUGCAGAUAACCUGCUUUGUAAGUCUCUUCGGGUUGGAUGUACAGCGCCAAGAGAGUAAACGUAUGGAUAUUGUGUGCUGUGUGAAACAAGAAAACAUUGGUGGUCAUGCGGAAGAACUGCUUUUCAGAGUCUUCAAACAUUAUGCACCAUUUCUAUUAACUAACUGGAUGCGGCCUGUUGUGAUAUCUGUCUUUGUUGGUCUCCUGGCAUUCAGUAUUGCAGCAUUAAAUAAAGUUGAGAUUGGACUGAAUCAGAGUUAUUCAAUGCCAGAUGAUUCAUAUGUUCUGCACUAUUUUAAAUCUAUGGCUGAGUACUUGCAUGCAGGCCCCCCUGUCUACUUUGUGAUAGAAAAAGGACAUGAUUACACUUCUCUAGAAGGACAAAAUGCAGUGUGUGGUGGUGUUGGUUGUAACAAUGACUCCCUUGUCCAACAAAUUUACACUGCUGCUCUGCUAGACAACUAUACAAGAAUUGGUUUUCCACCAUCAUCAUGGAUUGAUGAUUACUUUGACUGGGUGAAGCCACAAUCCUCCUGUUGCAGAGUCUACAACACUACAGAGAGGUUCUGCAAUGCUUCAGUUGAAGAGGAUUCUUGUGUUCGCUGCCGCCCACUUUCCCAAGAAGGAAAAGAGAGACCACACGGAGAAGACUUCAUGACCUUUCUCCCCAUGUUUCUGUCUGAUAAUCCAAGUCCCAAAUGUGGCAAAGGGUAAGGAACUAAAUCCUCU
This is a messenger RNA of Rhincodon typus (whale shark), 3005 nucleotides long. It is a transcript of the gene npc1, whose product is annotated as Niemann-Pick disease, type C1. The annotation marks the transcript as partial. Gene Ontology annotation, molecular function: lipid carrier activity. The transcript is spliced from 19 exons. Gene Ontology annotation, cellular component: membrane. The record is from RefSeq and is a predicted model, not a curated record. NCBI's taxonomy places the organism in Eukaryota, Metazoa, Chordata, Chondrichthyes, Orectolobiformes, Rhincodontidae.